Messenger RNA from Pipistrellus kuhlii (Kuhl's pipistrelle), 2743 nucleotides. It is a transcript of the gene MAPK10, whose product is annotated as mitogen-activated protein kinase 10. The transcript has 14 exons. Gene Ontology annotation, molecular function: ATP binding; JUN kinase activity. The coding region runs from base 695 to 1975 and encodes 426 amino acids. Gene Ontology annotation, biological process: JNK cascade; protein phosphorylation. The record is from RefSeq and is a predicted model, not a curated record. Gene Ontology annotation, cellular component: nucleus; cytoplasm. NCBI's taxonomy places the organism in Eukaryota, Metazoa, Chordata, Mammalia, Chiroptera, Vespertilionidae.
GCUCCUCUGGUAGGCUCCACAAUGGUACGGGCAGCAUCACGCUGCACAAUGGUUUCCAGGCAGUGAACGAGGGUGAUUCAGCAAGCCACUCUCCUCCUUCCUCUAAAAAACCUCCCCUUGCCUUUUUAUUUUAUUCUAUUUUUUUUCAUGGGGGCUGAGGGGUGCUUGUUAUAUGAUUGCCUUUUGCUUUCAUCUUUUCAUUUUGACAGAUUUCCUUUUUGCUUCUCACCCCUCAAUGCCCAGGGGCUGGAGUGACUUUGAGACCGGUUGUUCUUGGACAUCACCUGCCCAUCUUUAAUUUUAAACAUCCUCCCCCACCUCCAAAGGACCUGCUCCUGGUCACAGUCUGGAAUGUGGUUAAUGCAAAGCAAGUAGGGAGGAUUUUGGGGGGGCCGGCUGCCGGAGGAGGACCGGAGUUCUGAAGCGCGGAAUGGCUAGUAUGAGAAACACCACGGGCAGGAUCAUCUCAGAUCUUCGUUAUGGCAACUCAUGCAAGAAGCUGUUGAAUUAGAUCUAUUUCCUGUAGAUGAGAAACCAAGCAAGCAGUGGUAUUUAUGAGCCUCCAUUUAUUGUACUACUGCAGUGAGCCAGCCUUGGAUGUGAAAAUUGCCUUUUGUCAGGUGUGUGUUUCUUAAGGUAAAACAAGGGAUUUGAUAAACAAGUGGAUGUGUCAUAUAUUGCCAAACAUUACAACAUGAGCAAAAGCAAAGUUGACAACCAGUUCUACAGCGUGGAAGUAGGAGACUCAACCUUCACAGUUCUCAAGCGCUACCAGAACCUAAAGCCGAUUGGCUCUGGGGCUCAGGGAAUAGUUUGUGCUGCAUAUGAUGCUGUCCUUGACAGAAAUGUGGCCAUUAAGAAGCUCAGCAGACCCUUUCAGAACCAAACGCAUGCCAAGAGAGCUUACCGGGAACUGGUCCUCAUGAAGUGUGUGAAUCAUAAAAACAUUAUUAGUUUACUAAAUGUCUUCACACCCCAGAAAACGCUGGAGGAGUUCCAAGAUGUUUACUUAGUAAUGGAACUGAUGGAUGCCAACUUGUGUCAGGUGAUUCAGAUGGAAUUAGACCAUGAACGAAUGUCUUACCUUCUAUACCAAAUGUUGUGUGGCAUCAAGCACCUUCACUCUGCUGGAAUUAUUCACAGGGAUUUAAAACCAAGUAACAUUGUAGUCAAGUCUGAUUGUACAUUGAAAAUCCUCGACUUCGGACUGGCCAGGACCGCAGGCACGAGCUUCAUGAUGACUCCUUAUGUGGUGACACGUUAUUACAGAGCCCCUGAAGUCAUCCUGGGAAUGGGCUACAAGGAGAACGUGGAUAUAUGGUCUGUGGGAUGCAUUAUGGGAGAAAUGGUUCGCCACAAAAUCCUCUUUCCAGGAAGGGACUAUAUUGACCAGUGGAACAAAGUAAUUGAACAACUAGGAACACCAUGUCCAGAAUUCAUGAAGAAAUUGCAACCCACAGUAAGAAAUUAUGUGGAGAACCGGCCUAAGUAUGCAGGACUCACCUUUCCCAAGCUUUUCCCAGAUUCCCUCUUCCCAGCGGAUUCUGAGCACAAUAAACUCAAAGCCAGCCAAGCCAGGGACUUGUUGUCAAAGAUGCUCGUGAUUGACCCAGCCAAAAGGAUAUCAGUGGACGAAGCCUUACAGCAUCCCUACAUCAACGUCUGGUAUGACCCGGCCGAGGUGGAGGCGCCUCCACCUCAGAUAUAUGACAAACAGUUGGAUGAAAGAGAACACACCAUUGAAGAAUGGAAAGAACUUAUCUAUAAAGAAGUAAUGAAUUCAGAAGAAAAGACUAAAAAUGGUGUCGUAAAAGGACAACCUUCUCCUUCAGGUGCAGCAGUGAACAGCAGUGAGAGUCUUCCUCCGUCCUCGUCCGUCAACGACAUCUCCUCCAUGUCCACUGACCAGACCCUGGCGUCCGACACUGACAGCAGCCUGGAAGCUUCGGCGGGACCCCUGGGUUGUUGCAGGUGACUAGCCGCCUGCCUGCGAAACCCAGCGUUCUUCAGCAGAUGACAGGAUGGAACACACACACCCGCACACACAGACCCGCACACACACAAACGCAGACACGCAAUGGCGAGAACACAGCAAGGGGGGGAACCCAAGCCCAAAUUGAAACAAACCUUUCAGCUUGCUUCUUCUCCAGAGCGCUCUAUUGCAGCUAAGCCAGAUGCGUAUUUAACUCCUAGUUGCUCUUGCUUCGAUCUUCUUCCAAUGAUGCUUACUACCGAAAGCAAAUCAAACACAAUUAGGGAAGCCUUUAUUUCCAUAAAGUGUAAUUUCAAUGGCUGCGAAACCAGCGACCUGUAACUGCCCUCUCAAAUGGCAUGACAAGGUGUGCAGUGGCCCCAUCCAGCAUGUGUGUGUCUCUAUCUUGCAUCUACCUGCUCCUUUCGGCCUAGUCAGAUGGAUGUAGAUACAGAUCCGCAUGUGUCUGUAUUCAGACAGCACUGCUUACUUAGAGAUGCUACUGUCAGUGUCCUCAGGGCUCUACCGAGACAUCACGCACUGGGGUACCACAUGGUCCAUUUCAUAUGAUCUAUUACUCUGACAUAACACCCAUCUGUAAUAUAUUGCCAGUAUAUAAGCUGUUUAGUUUGUUAAUUGAUUAAGCUGUAUGUCUUAUAAGAAAACAUGUAAAGGGGGGAGACGUGGGGGGGGGGGGAGGAGCGAGCUCUCUUGAACCCUUGAAGAUGUAGCUUCCAAAUUUGAACUGAUUAAAUGGCACCUGUAUACCAA